AUGGCUGCAAUGCAACAGCAGAUGCUGGUGCAAGGCCAGCAGCUGCAGGAGCUACGGGAAGCUCAGGCCGCCAGUUCAAGUGUGGCUCAGGCACCAGUGAGCCCACCGGCCCAGGUUGCUGCUACAGCGCCGGGUCAGGGAGGUGUCUUUGGGCUGCUCCCCUUGGUGGACACAAGAGGGCUCGGAAAGCCUGAGGUGUUUAAAGGAGAUCCAGCAACCUUCAACGACUGGGUCUUCAUCCUUCGGAGCUACAUGGGGGCGAUGGACAGGAGGUACCAAGCCUUACUCCAGAAGGCCGAGUCGUCGGAAAUCCAACUUUGGAACCGACUUCUCACUGAGGAGGAGCAAGGGCUGUCGACUCAGCUCUACUACGUCCUGGUGAUGCUCUGCCGGGGACGUGCGCUGGACAAGCUGCACAACUGUGGGGACAAUGAAGGUGUCGAGGCCUAUCGGCAGCUCUACCUGGAGUACAACCCGAAGCUCAACUCCAGAUAUGUGGGUCUGCUCCUGGAGAUCCUGCGCUACAAGUUCGAAGGGGAUUUGGUCAGUUGCAUCGAGUCCUUUGAGCGCAAGGUGAGGGAGUACGAGAAGCAGUCUGGGAAGGACGUGGACGACGAAACCGUCAUCGGGAUUGUCAUUCUGGGAGUGGAAGACCAGACGGUCAAGGAGCACCUCAUUAGGCACUCAUCCAGGCUUGACACCUGGAAGAAGAUGAGAGCGGAGAUCAUAGAGAUUGCCCGCACGCAGAAGUACUUGCAAAGCACGCCUCAACCGAUGGACGUAGGAGGCCUACCAAAGAAGCCGCAUAAGGGUUCCCCGAAGGGCGCCAAGGGUGAUGGAAAAGGCGACAAGGGCAAGAGCACCGGCAAGGACGCUGGCGGAAAGAAGGGUGGAGACAAAGGAGGCAAGGGCGACAAGAAGAAGGGCCCGUGCUUCUACUGUCAGAAACCCGGCCACACAAAGGCCGAGUGCAGGAAGCGAGCCGCGGACUUGAAAAAGGCCGAGAACAAAGGUAGGACGGUUGCAGGUGACAGGGUCCGCAUGAACACGGUCACGGGAGAAGCCUUGAAAUUGGGUAAGUGCAAGACUUCGUCGCUCAAGCAUGGGGAUGUGCCAGUUGAGUUUAACUACAGGGAAAGCAACAGCGUCCAGUUUCCUGUUAUCUCCAUGUCAGAAGCCAGUCAGAAGGGAACCUGGUUGGUGGUAGGGCCCUCGCACCAAUUCCUCGUAGGUCGCUGUGGUGGUGAGCAACUCAAGAAAGCUUUGAAGGAAGUCCCAAAAGUUCCUUUAGUGAAGGAUAAAGGUGUCUACUGGUUGGAAGUAGCGGAUAGCGCCCCGGGAGUGGAGGUAGCUGACAGCGCCCCACCUGCCCAGGUGGAUGCGAGGCCUCUUGGCGACGCUCCCCUGGAAGAGCCGCCUGAACCUGAAGGAGAGGCCGGGCGUAAGGCUAAGCACAAGAAGGUACCCCCGAGUGUCAGUGCUGAGAUGCGUGCUGAACACGAGUUAACACACCUUCCAUUUCGGAGUUGGUGUGAGUCUUGCGUGGUGGGGAAGGGCACCGAAGACUUCCAUCAAAGGCGCCAAGAAGAAAAGAAAGAGGACGUAGCAAGGUACUGUAUCGACUACUGCUUCUUCACGAAAGCCUUGUCCCAGGAAGCAGCUUCCACUGACGCCAAGGACAUCCUCGAGGCCAAAGCUGGUGCCAAGGCCGUUUUGGUUUGCAGGGACCAAAAGUCAGGGGCUCUGUUUACGGGUGUAGCUAACAGCAAGGGCGCCGGGGAUCCGUAUUCCAUGGCUUUUGCGCUAGAAGGGAUGAAGUUCUGUGGUCACCCAGACAUGAUAGUUGUUAGCGAUACUGAGCCAGCUAUCAAAAGUUUAGGUGAAGAACUUGUUAAGAGGUACCCCAAGAAAGCAAGCAGUCAACCAGUGCCCAAAGGAGACCACAAGGCCAACGGUGCAGCUGAGCGAGCUGUGCUGGAACUUAGCAACCAAGUCACAGAGGACUCGCUCGUGUUUCCUUGGAUGGUUCGUCACGCAGGAUGGCUUUGUACAAGGUAUGGCAUCAAGCAUGACGGUCGUACAGCCUACGAGAGGCUUCGGGGUAGGACCUACAAGGGCGAAGUUGUUGAGUUUGGAGAGGUCGUUCUGUUCCGUAUUUCGAAUCAGAACUUAAGAAAGCUUGAGGAUCGUUGGUCAUGUGGGGUUUGGCUAGGCAAAAGUUUGAGCAACGAUGAGCACUUCGUGGCAACAGCCAACGGCAUCCAGAGGUGUCGCUCGGUUCGUAGGCGAGUUGAGGCCAAGCGCUUUGACCCCACGUUUGUUCUGAGGAUGGUAGGCUGCCCUGGGUGCGAUACCUCUUACGGUGACGCCCCAGUCAAGCACAAUGCCACGUGCAGAGCCAGGUUUGAAAAGCUGUGCAGGGCACCUGUGGUUGCGGAAACAGCGCCCGGGGACGACACAGUUGAGCCAUCAAGCAAUGGAGGGGAUGAUCCGAUGGGUGCCGGCCCUGGCCCCUCGGAUAAGCAGGCAAGUUCAGAGGCCGCGGGUAGUCGCGCCUCUGGGUCUGGCUCGGUGGCUGCCGGUUCUGGCGCCCCGAGUGAAAGAAAGCGAGGUGGGUUGGACCUUAGCGACAGCCCCCUCAAGGAGGCCAGGACCUCGGAACCUGCUCGGGCCUCAGACAGCCCAAGGUCCCCUAGCAGAAAGCGUGAAGCGGAAGGCAAAACGGAGGAGGUUGAAGAAGAAAUGGUGGCAGGAUUGCCAACAAUGCACGUGGCGGCCAUGGUGAUCAGUGACAGAAUGAUCGCAUCAGCAGCGAAGGAGCUCGAGAAACCGGUCUACGAUGAGAAGACUGGAAAGUUGCUGGACCCCGAGAAGGUGAAGAUCGGGAGGAUGAAAGAGAUGACCAAGAUGGAGUCCUUUGGAGUCAAAGGCGACAUCACAUAUGAUGAAGCCAAGGCGAAGGGGCUCAGACUGGUGAAAUCCAGGUGGAUCGACACCGAGAAGGAGAUCGAAGGGAAGCCUGGAGUCAGGAGUCGAUGGGAACGCCUCCCAUUCGAGUGCAUCGAGCUGCCCGGUGAGAGCAAGAGCAAGAAGCUGAUCGGAAGAUAUGAUGUGAGCGUGGCCUUCUUCCACGCCGACAACAGCGAAAAGAUUGGGGUAAUACCCCCGGCGUCAGAAGGAACUCCCAACAUCAUCUGGGAGUUGCACAAGGCGAUGAACGGAACCCGGGAAGCCUCUAGGCAAUGGGGAGUGAAGAUCCGUGAGGUGAAAACAAGACACAACUUCGACGAGCUGCUGUUGUGCCCCAACACCUACUACUUGAAAGAGCAUGAUCUAUGCUUGUCGUGCCACGGUGACGAUUUCCUGGCGAGUGGAGAAAGAGAAGCUCUCGACAUGCUGGACAAGAUCAUGGAGGAGAACUACGAGGUGAAAGUGCUACCGAGAAUCGGUGACCCAGCUCAUGGAGGGGAAGUCUCAGAAGGACGCCAUCUUGGGCGCCUGAUCAAGUGGACAGGCUCAGGAUUUACCUGGGAAUGCGACCCCAAGUUUGCCCCACAAGUCAUCGAGGAACUCGAGCUAAAAGGGUGCAAAGGAGUUGACACUCCUGCUUCGAAGGCCACAGGCGUGGGAAACAGAGAAGUGGAGAAGGAGCUCAGCCGUGAGAGGGCCGAGGUCUUCAGACGAGUGACUGGCACCAUCCUUUACAUGGCAGUCGACCGUCCCUCGUUGCAGUACGCAGCAAGUGAACUGGCUGAAGGGAUGAGCAAGCCCUUGGAGAUUCAUUGGCUAAGGCUGAAGCGCGUCGGAAAGUACAUUGCCAAGUACCCCGUCGAGAAAUGGCACUUCGAAUUGCAAGAAGCACCUGCGCAGCUAGAGUCCUUUUCAGACUCAGACUGGGCAACAGAUCGCAGAACCAGAAGGUCUAUGAGUUCCACGUAUCAGAGGUUUGGGAAGCACCUCCUAGACACGAGCUGUGGUCGACAAAGUCUCGUGGCCCUAUCGUCGGGCGAGGCCGAGUUCUAUGCCAUGGUCAAGACAGCAGCAGAAGGAAAGCUUACAACAGAGAUCCUCCGACACUUUGGUUGGAAGGUCGAGCACCGAGUGCUGAGCGAUAGCUCGGCCGCCAGGUCGAUGGCACAGAGGGUAGGGUGUGGAAAAGUCAAGCACUUAUCCCUGAAGGAGAUGUGGAUACAGCAAGCAGUUCGAAACAAAGAACUUUCCAUAGGCAAAGUGGAUACGCUCAUGAACAUCUCGGAUCUUGGCACGAAGGCUUUAGAAGCAGCCAGAAUGGACUCGCUGAUGAAGCAGCUGCCCUUGGAAAGGGGCAUCGUGGCAGCUGUGGUCAGCUGCUGUUUGGAGAAAGUCCAAGCAGCUCCAGUUCAGAGUGAAGAGGUCUGGUGGUUGAACCUUUACUUAGGGUUGGUUCACCUGUUGGCCUUGGUUGGGUUGCUGUUUGCCAGCUACAAGGGAGUUGAAGUGCUUUUGAAAGGUUGGCACUGGUUGUGUGGAAGGGGCAAUAGGCCCAGUGUAGCGCAGUCCAGUGCAGCCAUGGCACUCAGUCGUCGUGACACUCCUCGUGGCAGCGGUGCUGAGGAGGCUCAACACAGUGCAGAGGUUCCUACAACACGGAUGCCAUCUGUCCCCGAGGGAACCUCCGUGCUGAGAUCCCCUGCUGGACAGAGUGACAGUGACAGGAUGAGUUUCCGUGGUGACGCCAGAACUGGUGUCGACGAUCGAGUCAGAGUGGUGAGAGAUACCUUGAGCCUGCUCACGGUGGAAGAACUCAAGAGUGGCCUACGAGUGGAAGGGCUCCAGGUGACAGGGUUGAAGCAAGACCUGAUGGAGCGACUUCUGCACAAGUUCGAUGGUGGAGAUGAAUCGCUGUCGGACCGGCCAAGCACCAAGCAGCUGAGGUAUGUGCUCUACAUCCAUCGUCAUCGAGCCCAAUGCCGAAUUCAGUAUGAGAAUCUUCGGACUCGUGAAGAGACUUCGAAGUGGAUCGCCAACUGGAAGGUCUGA
Messenger RNA from Symbiodinium natans, 5019 nucleotides. NCBI's taxonomy places the organism in Eukaryota, Dinophyceae, Suessiales, Symbiodiniaceae. The record is from the annotation of a GenBank genome assembly.